AUGUUAAAUACUUGGGGUGAUGUAUGGGCAUCAGAUAGCGAUAUUGAAACUGAAGGAUCUCAAGAUUUAGUGAAACUAAGAGAAAAGCAUAACAAAAGAGGUUAUUUAGACGGAAUAGUGAGUUCCAAAGAAGAGAAGCUGCAAGAAGGUUUCAAUGAUGGUUUUCCCACUGGCGCCAAGUUGGGAAGACAAGUUGGUGCAAUUAUGGGUAUUUUACUUGGUCUAUGCACACGUUUUGGCAAUGAAGACGAAGAGCUCAGUAAGGCAUACCUCGACGCUCAGAAAGAAUUACGUAUUAAUAAGGUGCUUAGCAAGUCAAUAUUUGAUCAAAACUUCGAUUUGCAAAAAAAACAUCCACUAAUAACAAAAUGGACAGAUAUUGCUAAUAUUUAUUGUGAAAAGUACCAUGUAUCUCCUGUUUAA
This is a messenger RNA of Saccharomyces mikatae IFO 1815, 423 nucleotides long. RefSeq names its product Yae1p (gene YAE1). The coding region runs from base 1 to 423 and encodes 140 amino acids. The record is from RefSeq and is a predicted model, not a curated record. NCBI's taxonomy places the organism in Eukaryota, Fungi, Ascomycota, Saccharomycetes, Saccharomycetales, Saccharomycetaceae. The transcript has a single exon.